CAGCUUGAAGGUUAUGACCAAACUCGUGGAUUCGUACAGGAUGUGUACGCUCCAACAAAGAUUGACUCGGUUCUCGUGCAACAGGUCAAACGAUUAGGGAUGAUACCGUUUGUGCAAACGAAUGUUCCUCAAUCGUUGUUGUCGUACAGUUGUUCCAAUCCCGUUUAUGGCACCACAAGCAACCCGUUGGAUAAAGAACGUACUCCCGGUGGUUCGUCAGGUGGAGAAUCAGCCAUCAUUGCUGCUGGUGGCUCUAUAAUAGGUUAG
Molecule: messenger RNA, 267 nt
Organism: Cooperia oncophora
Lineage: Eukaryota; Metazoa; Nematoda; Chromadorea; Rhabditida; Trichostrongylidae
Source: the annotation of a GenBank genome assembly